ACCAGCUCGCUAGGCACCGUUUGGUUCAGUAGCGUUACAGACCAAAACACGCCGCCAAGCUCUAUAAUUAAAGAUUUAUCGUUAAAACGCUGAUCAGACAUGGAUAGAAGUGAGAUUAUCGAUUUCUCAGCGCUGGAGAAAGAGCUGCAGGCUGCAGUGGAAGCCGAUGAAAAAUACCAGCGAGAAAAUGAUGCUAAAUUCCGCGCCAUCCACCAAAAAGUAGCGACUUACGAGGAAUUCAGGGACAUAGUGCUGGCAUCCCACCUAAAGCCCUUGGAUAAAAAGGAUAAGGCUGAAGCUCCUCGGAAGCAGCCAUGGAAUUCAGUGGCUGCAGCCUGUAAGGAGAAAACAGGCCCUACACCUGAAAUGGAACAGGUUCUGUUGUCUGACUUCCAGCCAAGGACUGCGUCAGAGUUCAUGCGCGACUGGCGCAGGUUUGGGGGCGGUCAGCUUGAGAAGUAUGGUCUCCUUCUCAGGCUGGGCGGGGAUUUUCUGCAGGGCCUCUUCAGUGCCGAGGUUGGCUUUGGUCUUCUGGGAGAGUUCCUAGUCCUUCUGUCUCAGUGUCUCCAGCCAGGGGAUGAGGUGGCAGUGACUGGACUCCUGGAAGGUCUCUCAAAGACUGGCCGUUUUGGCCUAAACGUGUCCCUCCUGAGCCAAGCUGAGCAGGAAGCAUGUAAGAGUCUGUUCCGCAGGCUGUGGGAUACGGUUGGAGGGCCCUGUCCACCUAAUCAAACCCCCUCUGUGAACUCUGAGGAUCAGAACCAACCUUCAUGUCUUUCUGAGGCAUCUGAAACACAGCAGUGUGAGGCUGAGGCUUCAGGAAGACUCAAAUAUUUGAUGGAAAAGUUUGGCAUUAGUGAGACUGAAUCAUAAACAUUUGUUUCACAUGUGCCCAGUUUUCUGUAUGACAUACCCUUUGAAGUCAACAUCUGGAGGAAAACGUACUCGAACAGUUUGCUUUUUCAGUUUUCCACUGGAGAUGCAAGCCAAAUAUACUGUAGCUAACAAGUAAUAAACCCCACCAAUUAGCACAACGCUAA
This is a messenger RNA of Pygocentrus nattereri (red-bellied piranha), 1040 nucleotides long. It is a transcript of the gene dnaaf19, whose product is annotated as coiled-coil domain containing 103. Gene Ontology annotation, cellular component: outer dynein arm. The transcript is spliced from 3 exons. NCBI's taxonomy places the organism in Eukaryota, Metazoa, Chordata, Actinopteri, Characiformes, Serrasalmidae. Gene Ontology annotation, biological process: determination of left/right symmetry; epithelial cilium movement involved in extracellular fluid movement; inner dynein arm assembly. The coding region runs from base 100 to 873 and encodes 257 amino acids. The record is from RefSeq and is a predicted model, not a curated record.